This is a messenger RNA of Belonocnema kinseyi, 1223 nucleotides long. Its product is annotated as ester hydrolase C11orf54 homolog. NCBI's taxonomy places the organism in Eukaryota, Metazoa, Arthropoda, Insecta, Hymenoptera, Cynipidae. The record is from RefSeq and is a predicted model, not a curated record. The coding region runs from base 89 to 1129 and encodes 346 amino acids. Gene Ontology annotation, molecular function: zinc ion binding; hydrolase activity, acting on ester bonds. Gene Ontology annotation, cellular component: nucleus. The transcript has 7 exons.
UCAGUAUAUAAGCAACUGCUUACACUGUUUGGUUCAAAAAUUGUCGUUGAAGUUGUUUAAAUCAUCUUUUAAAUAUUUAUUCAAGACCAUGGAAAAAAGAAGUGAAAAGAAAGCUGUAUUCAUCUCCUUCCUAUUUUCUCUUGUCUUUUGCAAAUUAUUAAACAUAAACGCUGAAGAGUUGACAAUUGUAGAAAAACAAUUACACGUACCUCCCUUGAGUGAAUUACAAAAUGUUUUCCGUGAAGAGCUUUCAAAAAACUUUGCUAAAGUUACGGUCGAAAUCGUCGAAUCUCCAGACUUAACUCAAGAACCUUUCUACCUAUCAGCUACUGGACUGGGUGGAAGUCCAAUACUUCUAGACGUCGGUGGAACUACUCUGUACAAUACUCAAUUUGAUAAACAAAAAUUAUUCGACCUUAAAACUAUCGUCGAGAAAUUGAGCCGUCCAGUGGGAUCAUGUGCAUUAGGUGCUGCUAAUGGACCCUGGAUUUAUCUGGGAGCAGAUUGCGAUGUAGCAGUUAACAUAGAUCUGAAUAAACCAGAAUCCUCCACAAGCUCCUAUAUCAUAUCACUCGACAAAACUGUCGGAAAACUUCUCUGCAAGAAGCUGCCUUUGAAUGAGACUCGAUUUUCAGUACAGGGAAGUAUCUUUCUAAGCGAAGGAAAAAAGGGAGAGGUCAUAAAAGUUGUUGCUGAGAAUCGAAUAGGCGAAGAUAGUUUCAUUGCUAGUAUGAGAAGGAGCAUUACAAAUUACUAUGGAGCAAAGAAUCUUGUUGGUCUUGGUGGAGUCUUUGUAUUGCGAAAAGGAAAGAUUAGUGAAGUUUUUCCGAACCUUCUAGAGGAACCUGUACCUGCGGGUAGCAAUUUGACACGGGUCCCUCUUUUUUAUCUAGAUGAAGGUUCUGCUGAGGAGACUGGAGUCGGUACUUUUGUUUCUGAAAGAACAGAACUUGAGCUUACACCAAAUCACUUCCAUUGUUUUUCUACACAUCUCGAUUGUGGACAUUAUGGUCGUGACACCACCCCUGCAAUUGCAAUAUAUGAAGGAUAUUUCUCAACUGCAGAAUUUCUGAUGAGAGUAGAUCAAGCUUCUGAAGAUCCGAGAUUGAUUGGACUUGAUCAUUUCUAAAUUGACUCAGUGAUGUGUUAUACACUGCUUUCAAAAUUAUUUUCUGGAAAUAUUUAUAUGCAAUUUAAUAUUGAAACAUGAUACUUUUUACAAA